This is a messenger RNA of Quercus robur (English oak), 5186 nucleotides long. RefSeq names its product pentatricopeptide repeat-containing protein At5g14770, mitochondrial. The record is from RefSeq and is a predicted model, not a curated record. Gene Ontology annotation, molecular function: protein binding. Lineage: Eukaryota; Viridiplantae; Streptophyta; Magnoliopsida; Fagales; Fagaceae. The transcript is spliced from 5 exons. The coding region runs from base 206 to 3388 and encodes 1060 amino acids.
AUAUAUCACUUGUUCCUCUAUAAUAAUAAGAGAUUACAGUUGAGCUAGGUGAAAAAAAGAAGUCCCAAAAUCUACGGAACUAGCCGGUUACAGGGGAAAAAAAGAAGAAGAAGAAGAAGACAGUGGAACAGAAAAGAGAAGCAUAAAUAGUUAAGGGAGCAGACUGCAGAUAGAAGCAGUCAAUAGAAGCUUUACCUGAAAGGUGAUGCAGCACUUGAAGAAGCAAACAAAGAAGACCCUCUUUCACUUCACAUCUCUCUCCCAGUCCUUCACUUUCUCAUCCUCAACUAAGCAUCCAAAUCCAAUCCAUCUCUUAAACCUUAAACCCCAUCAAAACCCUCUUCCCUCUUUCACAAACACCUCUUCCCAUCCAAAAUAUGAAACCAAUGCCAUCACUUUCCCACCUCCAAAGUCUCAUCUCUAUGCCUCAUUCUUCUGCACCCUCAUCCACCUCUACUUGUCCUGUGGAAGAUUUUCCAAAGCCUCAGACUCCUUCUUCCAUAUGAGAAGUCACGGUAUUAUUCCCAUUUUGCCACUCUGGAAUCGUCUUCUAUACGAAUUCAAUGCUGCUGGCUUAGUUUCUCAGGUAUGGGUUCUUCACAAUGAAAUGCUCUCUUGUGGGGUUCUGCCCAAUGUUUUCACAACCAACAUAUUGGUUCAUUCUUUAUGUAAAGUGGGUCAGUUGGGUUUGGCUUUGGAUUUGCUUAGGAAUGCUGAAUUUGAUACUGUUACCUAUAAUACUGUCAUCUGGGGUUUUUGUCAACAAGGAUUGGCUCAUCAGGCUUUUGGGUUUUUGUCUGAAAUGGUAAAGAAGGGUGUUUGUAUAGAUUCUUUUACUUGCAAUACUUUGGUUAAUGGGUUUUGCCAAAUUGGAUUGGUAAUUAAUGCAGAGUGGAUUAUGGAUGAUUUGGUUAGUGGGGGGUUUUGUGGAGAUGUUAUAGGUUUGAACACAUUGAUUAAUGGGUAUUGCAAAGCUGGGGAAGUGACUCGUGCACUCGAAUUGAUGGAGAGUAUGAGAAAUGAUGGUUUUUUGCCUGAUAUUGUUACUUAUAAUACUUUGAUAAAUGGGUUUUGCAAGACGGGUGAUUUUGUUAAGGCCAAGAGUCUUAUGGAUUUGGUUUUUGGGUCUUGGAGUGACAAAGAUCAUGCACUUCUGAAUAUUGAUGAUAGUGUGGAUUUGAAACCAAACCUUAUUACACACACUACCCUCAUUAGUGCAUACUGUAAGCAGCAAGGGCUGGAGGAAGCAUUUUCUUUGUAUGAGGAAAUGGUUAUGAGUGGGUUCUUUCCCGAUGUAGUUACAUACAAUUCCAUUAUAUAUGGCCUUUGCAAGCAUGGGAGAUUACCUGAAGCAAAUGUACUUAUGAGGGAGAUGGAGAAGAUGGGUGUGGAUCCUAAUCAUGUUUCAUAUACCAUCCUCGUUGAUUCCUUAUUUAAGGCAAGGAGAGCUGUUGAGGCUUUUAUCCUUCAAAGCCAAAUGGUAGUUCGUGGCAUUGUUUUUGAUGUGGUCACACUUACUGCUUUUAUGGAUGGACUUUUUAAGGUUGGGAAAGCUAAUGAGGCUGAGGUCAUGUUCAGAACAUUUUCAAAACUUAAUCUAGUUCCAAACUAUAUCACCUAUUCUGCAUUAAUUGAUGGGCUCUGCAAGUUAGGAGACAUGAAUACUGCAGAGUCUGUAUUUGAAGAAAUGGAAGAAAAGCAUGUUUCUCCAACAACAAUUACAUAUUCCUCUAUAAUUAAUGGCUAUGUGAAGAAAGGCAUGCUUGAUGAAGCUGUCAAUUUACUGAGGAAGAUGGUGCAAAGAAAUAUCCUGCCAAAUGCUUUUAUAUAUGUAACACUGAUUAAUGGCUAUUUCAAGGCAGGCAAGCAAGCAACUGCUCUUGAUCUAUAUAAUGAAAUGAAAAUCAGAGGAUUAGAGGAAAACAAUUUUAUCCUUGAUGCUUUUGUGAACAACAUGAAAAGAGGAGGAAGCAUGGAGGAGGCUGAGGGACUGGUCAAAGAUAUGAUGUCUAGGGGCUUGUUGCCUGACCGUGUUAAUUAUACGUCCUUAAUGGAUGGCUUCUUCAAAUUUGGAAAGGAGUCAGCUGCUCUUAAGAUGGCCCAAGAAAUGACAGAGAGAAAUAUAGGGUUUGAUGUUGUUGCAUAUAACGCUCUGAUAAACGGUCUAUUGAGGUUAGGAAAAUAUGAACCAGAAUCUGUUUAUACUGGAAUGAGAGAGCUGGGUUUGUCUCCAGACCAUGCUACGUACAACACCAUGAUGAAUGCAUACUGCAAACAAGGGAACUUGGAAAAAGCUUUUGAACUCUGGAAUGAGAUGAAGAACCAUGGCUUUCUGCCAAAUUUAAUCACCUGUAACAUUCUGAUUACAGGGCUUUGUGAAGUUGGUGAUACUAAAACUGCGGUGGACAUUUUGAGUGAAAUGUUGGUUCUGGGGCUUCAUCCUACUUUAACCACUUAUAGAGUUCUGCUUGAUGCAUCUUCAAAGAGUAACAGGGCAGAUGCAAUUUUGCGAAUGCAUGAGAAACUCCUAGAUAUGGGGCUUAAACUUGAUCAGUCAGUUUAUAACAUUCUAAUCACUACCUUAUGCAGGCUAGGGAUGACCAGGAUAGCCACUUCAGUAUUGAAAGAUAUGAAACAAAGCAGAAUUUUAGCAGAUACUAUUACCUACAAUGCCCUUAUACGGGGAUAUAGCAUAAACCGCAAUGUAAAUAAGGCCUUUGAUGUGUAUUCUCGGAUGACGCUUGAAGGAGUUUCUCCAAAUAUUGCUACAUACAAUCUCCUUCUAGGGUGUCUUUCAGCUGCUGGUUUGAUGACAGAGGCAGAUGAAUUAUUUGGUGAAAUGAAGGAAAGAGGAUUUGUCGCUAAUGCUUCUACUUAUGAUACUUUGGUUUCUGGACAUGGUAAGAUUGGAAAUAAGAAGGAAUCAGUAAAGCUUUAUUGUGAAAUGGUAACUAAAGGCUUUGUUCCCAAAACUAGCACCUACAAUGUGCUUAUUAGUGAUUUUGCUAAGGUGGGAAAAAUGGGCCAGGCUAGAGAGCUUCUAAAUGAAAUGCAGGUGAGAGGGGUGUCCCCUAAUUCUUCAACUUACGACAUACUAGUCUGUGGCUGGUGCAAUCUAUCUCUGCAACCAGAGUUGGACAGAACAUUGAAAGCUUCAUAUCGAGCUGAGGCCAAAAGUUUAUUCACAGAGAUGAAUGAGAAAGGGUUCAUCCCAUGUGAAGGUACUAUUUUAUGUAUCAGUUCCACCUUUUCUACACCAGGAAAGAAGGCUGAUGCUCGGAGGCUGUUGAAGGAACUGUAUGAGAGAAAAGAACAGAUGAGAGAUGGGAUGAUAAGCAGAAGACAAGAAAUCUCUAUCAUGGAUAGCCAGCCGCUCAAGCGCCAAUAAAAGUAUAUGUUGCUGCAACAUUCCAAUUCUUCAGUUGGAUACCAGCCAUGAAGUACUUCAAAUAUGAUUAACACUGAGAAUAAGGUUGAAAGCCUCCUGUUUUGGACUCGCAUGUGUAAAUCCUUGCUUUGAACUUGGGGUUCUAAACUGCAUUCAAUUUCUUCCACCCCUUGUGGCAAUCUAUAGACAUAAUGUCAUUUCCAUUUUCCUGAGUGUUGGGAAAUACAGGAAAGGAAGAAAUGUUGAACCACUAUUCAAAGCUUCAAAGCAGAAAGAGAGGUUGGUUUUACUCUUGUAGGAAAUAAUGAAGGGAAAAUAUUUAUAAGUAGAACAUAAAUUUCAAAUCAAAGGUAAUAAUUUCUCAUACUGUAUUUUGUGACCAUGCACAAAAAUAAAAGUAAACAGAAACAGAUAAUCAAGGAGCUCCCCUCAUGCUCUAUCCUGGCCUUAAGAGUCUCAUUUAUUGCUCUCUUGGAUCCAGUGAAUGGCAAUGCCCUUUUGUAAACUGCAAAAUAUAAUCUCUCUUAAUUUCUUAGUAGUAAAUGUUCCCUGGUGAAAUCUUUACUAUAUUUCCUCUUUUUAGCACUUCAGAAGUUUUGUUCUUUUAUUUCUUCACUCUGCUUUAAGUCAUUCAUUCCCUUCCAGCAUAAGCUUUACAAACAUGCCCUGCUGAUUGAACUAUUGGAGUGGAAAGAUGGGCCCUGAAAAGGAGCCACAGACAGCCUGAUUUUGUGUGUCUAUCAACUGGGACAUUCCCGCUGUUCAGAUAAAUGAUAUCACUAUUCUGCAUGUCAUACCAAAGCAUCAAGCAAUGCAUAUUUGUGGAAAGCAGUUUACCUUUAUUAUUUUCUCCCUUCUCCUGUGUUUAAUUUAUUGCUUUGUUAAUGGCAAUAUCAGGGUGAAUAUGUUGGAGGCUAUCAUGUUCUGGACAGUUUGAUACUAGAUCCUAUUAUAAAGACUUCAGAGGAAACUGGGAUAUUGGGUUUCCAUGGAAGAAUAUAUGGAUUAAAGGGUUCCACACAAGAUAGGAUUUUUUGGCAGCUGCAUCAAGGAUGAUUUUGACAGGGGAAAAUCUUUUUGAGAAGGAUAUUGAUCUGUGCUCCUUGAAUAGUAGAACUCUGCAGUUGCAUUUAGUUGGCUAUAAAUCAGGUAUACUAUAGAUUACUGAAAGUACAUUUGCAAAGAUGCUACUGUGGAAAUGCUCUUUGAAAGGUGAACUCUACUUUUUAUCUUAUGCUUACACAGUCUCAACUAUUUGAUAUCCUUACUAGGGUGGUCUAAUAUUUUGCUGGAGGAACAUGGAUGCUAGGAAGCUGAAAGAGCUUUCCAGAAUCAUGAAUUAGAAUCAAUUUACUUUGCACUUUGGGCCAAGAUCAAAAGGUCUUGAAAAGUUUGAUGCACGGAAAAGCCAUGACUUGUUUGUUCAAGAGAUACGGGACCUAAAUGUUCCUAAAUGCGUUCCAAGUUUGUUAAAACGUCAAUAGCCACAUGUCCAUAUCUUUUGAAGAAAUUUGAUUUCCAUUUAAGUGCACCUGGACCAAAGAGAGAGAAUCCUGAGACUUUUUCUGGUCCUAUAUAAGUGACAUGUUGAAGGCUUGGAGCUCCCUUUUUCCAAAAUGUUGGAAGACUUGUUUCAAGAGAUGAGAGGAAGACACUACAAAAUCUUAUACAUGGCCCCCGCCAAAUAUAAUUGACUUGGGCGCUUUUCUUUCAUUUUUAAUCAUAUUAUAUUGAUAGGAGACUAACUUUUUUUGUAAAACUUUUGUUGUUCCAAGUAAAGUGUAUGUUUUCCUCUUAA